Bipolaris oryzae ATCC 44560 is the source of this 582-nucleotide messenger RNA. RefSeq lists its product as uncharacterized. The coding region runs from base 1 to 582 and encodes 193 amino acids. Lineage: Eukaryota; Fungi; Ascomycota; Dothideomycetes; Pleosporales; Pleosporaceae. The transcript has a single exon. The record is from RefSeq and is a predicted model, not a curated record.
AUGGCUGACUUACGCGACAUCGACAUUCGAUUCGCCAGAGAGUUCAACAGUGCCAAAGCGCUGCAUGACAACGAGCUCCUUGACGAUUGUGUCGAAAGUGCCCGUGAGCUGCUCGAAGACCCUGUUGUUCCUCGUUUCCAUCGGAUGAAGACGCUUCUGCUGCUAGGCUCAGCACUUGAGGACUUGAACGAGGCCUGCGACUGUUUGGAAGAAGCUGACAAAUUGUGGAAAUUGAUUCGAAGCUACCAUCUAGAGGGUCAAGACGUCGACGUGGAUAAGACCAUGGCUGAAGUCCGCGCGUCACUUGAUCAGCUAGCGAAAGCACUAAAGAACGAGGAAGCAGAGGAGUACGACCUAGAGGACUAUGUCGAAAUCAUUGCGAACACAGAUGAAUGCCAGGUUGCAGACAUCCAGGAAAUGAUUUGUGGCAUGGAAAUGGAAGACGACCUCGACAUCGACAUGGAUAGUAAUGUUGAGGAUGUUGCUGCCGGUCGCGCGAGCCAGGUUCAGGUCGAGCCCGUCAAAGAGCCGUUGCCCAGUACUGACAAGGUAGAAUCCCUUGACACAGCACAACAUAUGUAG